GCAGAGGAAAUGCCAUCGCGGUUUCCGCCACCAGCAGCAGGAGGCACCGAUCGCUUGCGACCACUGUAGCGCGCUCUCAGUUAGUCAUCAAGCACCGACGUCUCUGUCCACUCCGAAUGGAAAGUGCGCAGUAGGCAGGAGGAAGGGGGAGAAAAGUCGAUUGAGGUCGGAGCGGUCGCGCGAUGAAAUUGGCACGCGCAUGUCCUCGAGGCUCCUGCUGUGUCACGCGGCCUGUGGCGGCUCUGUGGCGUGGCUGUUUUGCUGAAAGCCAUGGGCUGCACGCUCGUCAAAUUCAGGCAGCCUUUUCCCUACUGGAAAGGCGAUAAGAGCAGAAACUGAGGGACAGCAGCACAUAUCACCACUGAAGCACAGUAGCUUGAGGUUACCUCUUUCGUUUCUCUCUUCUCUGCCCUUCCUCGAAGGACGUAUUGGCACUGUUUCCUUAUCUCUAGGCUGUGUGGGCUGACCACCAUGGCAGAUCCGAAUCAGCAACCACAGUUGGCUGUGGUGUCACCUUCGGAGACGCUCCAGCCGCCCUUGGCCUCUUCUCAGGCUCCUGUUGUGCCUCCACUGGCAGGUCCUGCACCCGUUGCAUUCUGGUGCUAUUCAUGCCGGUCAGAAGUCAGCCUGAUGCCAGCGGUGGAAACUAUUUGUCCCACUUGUGGGAGUGGAUUUCUGGAGGAAAUGUCCACUGCAGAUGUUGUGGGUACCCUUCGACAGCAACGAAGACGAGUGCAUAGCAAUCCCUCAAGAAGGUUUCGAUUGGGUCUUGGUGGGGGGCUGCCAACCCCACGACUUGUCCGGAUAUUGGAACUGUUGCAUGCUGGUGAUGUCCUGUCUGGUGAAGCAGCUCCAGCAAGUGACGGAGCUGCUACAACUGCAGAAGGCAGUCCAGCCGCAGAGGUUCGUUUAGCCACUCCGGUGCCUGACGUUCCUGACGUCCCUGAGGUUCCUAAUGUGCCUGCGGUCAGGAGACCGAGAGAGAGGACAAGGCGAAGGGAGCUUGGAGUUCCAGGUUUCACAGAUGUUACCGUCCAGGUUGUUCAUCGGUGGGACCAAGAGGGCAGUCGGGAGAGACAGAGGGAGGAACAGGCUAUAGGAGCUGUGGAAAGAGGCUCAAUGGCUGCUGAGGAAAUCAAUCAUGGUAGCAGGCAGGCGGAGGACCAAGGUGGGGCAGCUCCAGAGCCCUUGCUACAACCCAGUAGCGUCAAUGGCGUAGAGGACGUGGGUCGGACUGCUACAGAAAUGGAGGGUAUUGACAUCGCGGUUGGAGUCCCUGCGCGUAUUUCUGCAAAUGGCGGAAUAGUUAACAGUGAUGAUGAAGAUGAGGAGAUGGAGGAUUUGGAAGGUUUCGACGGUAUGGACCAGAUGGACGCAGAUGAUGAUGAAGGCUGGGAUGAGUACAGUUAUUCGAACUUCCAGAUUGCGGGUACUAUGGAUGGGGAUGAUGAUGAUGAUGAUGAUGAGGAUGACGACGAGGACGAGGACGAGGAUGACGACGAGGAUGAGGACGUGGAGUAUGGACAGGACACAGAGAAUGAAAAUGAGCGGAUGGGAGCCGGGAACGGGACGAGGGAACAUGGGGUUGCAGGCUUGACAAAUUGGCUGCUAGGGGAAGAGAACACUCAGCGUCAGCAAGUGGAUGAAAACAACUCUACUCCUCUGCGCCCUCUAGGGCCAUCUGGUGUGAUGGGUGGUGAAAGAGCAAGGGAGGAGGCACAAACCCCACCAGGGACUGCAGAGCCCCAAAGACGUCAUCGUCGUCGUCGUACCAGUCAAAUGAGAGAGCACGUUGCUGUCUAUGUACAGAGCCUUUUAGAGAGGAACAUCGAGUUCCACUUUCAGCUUCCAGCAUUCAUUGGUAAUCCUGGUGAUUACUUGGAUUCUCGUGGGUAUGAGCAAUUGCUUAAUGAACUGGCGGAAAACGAUAAUAGCAGGAGGGGAGCUCCUCCUGCCUCGAAGACUGUGGUUGACAGCCUUCCCACUGUGCUGAUCACCGAAAAGCAAGUACAGCAGGGGUUAGCACAGUGUGCAGUCUGUAAGGAUGACGUGGAGGUCGGUGAAUCGGCCACACAGCUUCCAUGUUUGCAUACGUACCACAGUGAUUGUAUAGUACCUUGGCUGUCUUCAAGGAAUUCGUGCCCAAUUUGCCGCUUUGAGCUGAAGACAGAUGAUGCUGACUAUGAGGAACAGCGAAGUCGUCGAAGAGGUAUGACGGAUGGGCAAGGAAGAGGGUGGGGACUCAGUGGUAAUGAACAAGUUUCGCAGGUUGCAGCGGCUGGCAGUGGCCAUCAGGAUGAGCCUGAUUUGGCACAGAGGAACAGCGACAGCUGUAUCUGACAUAAUAAUGAGUGAGCACGCAGAAAGAAGAAUCUAUUCGUGAGCAUUGCAGGUCGCUUGCGCUGUCUAGCAGGACCGUCAUACUGCAGCAGUGAUCGGCGAACAACAGGAGGGCGCACCAGGUCGGAGUGGAAAAGGUUUUUUUUUGCAGCAGAGUGGAUGAGCAUCUGAGAUUGCUGUUGAGAGCCAGCAAGCUUGUUUACGCCAGAAUUCGGUGGCACAGGAGUGGUGGGAGCUGAAGCCAACUUGAGAGAGGAGCAGAUUCAAGCAGCAAAGGAUAUGGGUGGGCUGGAGAGAAGACGAGGGUGGCAAUUUGCAGCAAAUAGUCGGCCGGAGAAACUGAACUCCAGUGAUGACUGCAUAGAGGAGCAGUGACAACGACAGUCGGCAACCUGGUCGCAAGGUAAUGUUUUGUGAUAUAAAGCCGUGUGGAUGGGUUGGCUGGCUAGCUGGUCACCAGGAUUAGUUAAAAGACGGGGUUCUGGUUUCGAGGCUAUUCUGCGCAGAUGAUGUGAGGUGCGUUCUUUCCGGGUAGUCGGCAUCACAGGCAAGCCGGAACCAUGCCAAGGUGAUUUUUUAGGCCUUGCCUGUCGGGUGUGGAGAAGAGAAUCUGCUGCGGAAUUCCACAGAUCGUAUCGCCCUUUUCCAUAGAGGCUCUGAUUGACUUUCAACCUUUCUUUGCGUGCUUUGUGUGCUGGCUCCGCUUGAACCCUGAAAGUCGGGAGGUCUACUAACUGCUCGCAGCUGAUUCUGGAAGUGCUGUUGUUUUUCCUGGCAGCAUUGGCGUUGUUGUGAGCGCUCUUCCGUGCAGUUACCACCUAUUUCCUGGGGGGGGGAGCGGGGGCGCAGUGGAAUUUGUGCCACAUGGUUGAAGGGUGUGGCGGCAUCAAUGGUUAAGGUGACCUAUGAAGAAGUGUCGUGGCGGGGAGCCACGUCAUGCAUGGUGUAAGUUAGUCUGUUCUCCUCCCCCCCCUCCCCCCUCUCUCGCCUAUCCCCUCUUCUUACGAAGCCAAUGAAUGUUUAGUUCUUUGUGUACGAGACCUCAAUCGGUCUGGUGGAGUGCGAACUUCUCAUCGCGGCAGGAGGAAGGGUAUAAUUUGGCUUCCAGCCCUUGAGCCUUUUGGGAGCAAGACUCAGUCUUGCUUACGUUGAGACUGACCGGUACCGGCCAUCUUUUGUGUGCUGUGGACUUGACCAAAUGGUUCCUCUUUCCGUGUGUCUACAGCAGCACCGGCCUGAGUGUGUCUAGGGUGGUCAUGUUGUGACUGGUGCCGGCAAGGGUUAUGAGGUGCCAGCAGGACAGUUCGUUUCACCUGCAAGGCAGCAACACUGUUACACCUGCCGGCAAGGGUUAUGAGGUCGUCGAUAUCGUACCUCUUUUAGACCGUGGGGCUGUUGGAAACAGCCUGACAUGCUGUCAGUCAUUACCGACAGUCACCAUCUGUACACACACACACAUCAGGUGCCAAUGCAUUUGUUUGCAAAGGCUCUCUGUCUCUGUCCGGCUCUCUUCCUCCAUCUCCCUCUCUCUGUGUCUGUCUCUUUCCCACGCAUGCUCAAUUGGAGCACAUUCACACACACACACACACACACACACGCACACGUGUGACACUUAUUUCGUUACCAUUCAUUUCUAUGAUGCUAUCGCAAAUUGCGGGCAUGCUAGGACUCCUAGAGUAGUUGCCUGCUUAAAUUGGGUUUGUUGAUUCUUUGUUUGGCAGGUAAGGUUUGCAGUCGCAUAUAGUUUGCCGGCUUCCAGGUCAGCCAGCCAGCUUUCAUGUGCUGCUGACUGAUGAUGGCCUUGUUCCUCGUCUAGUUAGAUGAGUGUGGUAGUAGUGUCGAGGUGCACGCAGUACCCAGCAUGAAUAGGAUGUGAUUAGUCAAGUGCGAGGCGAAUCUUCUUCGCAAACACACUAAUUGGUGAUUUCUUGAAGAGUACAGAGGAAGAUAAAUCCUUCCGCAGCCAAGCUCUA
Molecule: messenger RNA, 4313 nt
Organism: Chara braunii
Lineage: Eukaryota; Viridiplantae; Streptophyta; Charophyceae; Charales; Characeae
Source: the annotation of a GenBank genome assembly